This is a messenger RNA of Aspergillus nidulans FGSC A4, 1353 nucleotides long. RefSeq lists its product as uncharacterized. Lineage: Eukaryota; Fungi; Ascomycota; Eurotiomycetes; Eurotiales; Aspergillaceae. The transcript is spliced from 2 exons. The coding region runs from base 1 to 1353 and encodes 450 amino acids. The record is from RefSeq and is a predicted model, not a curated record.
AUGCCUCCAGGCACCCAACCCUCUAUCAAACGGGCUGGAUCCCCUGUAAAGCAGCCCUCGCUUCCACCAAGACCGAUGGACCAGAACACCGAUCCUAUAAAAAUCGACUCGGUGCCCUCACAAGACGUUCGAACUGCCUCCCUGCCUUCUUAUCGGGCGACUAAUACUCAACCAAAGAUUACUAUCAAGUGUGGUCCAAACCAGCAGCAGGCACCGCAACAGAACUCUGCAGUCACGCGUCCUGCUACCGAACCCAUCAAAGGAAAACAGCCAGCCAACACCGCUGACGAACUUCAGCGGCUACAGCUUGAGCAUGCUGAGUCGAGAAAGAGGAUCCAAGACCUAGAACGCCAGCUGGAAGAACAAUGUGCUCUCACCAAAACGAUCCUCAACGAACGAGACAAAGUCGCAGCACAGGCGGAGGAGAACUGGAAACUAUGGAAGCAAACAGCCCGCGAACUGCGCAAGGCAAAACAAGCUCCCAGCCACUACCAGUUCACCGACAGCCAAUUGACCGGUCUCAUCCAACAGCUGAGGUACAGCAUCCGCGAUUUCGCAGUCCAGUACUUUACGGGAAUCCCUCGCAGCCAUGUUAGCAGAGACCGGCUAGACGUCUGGGAAUCAUGUGUGGUUUCCACCACCCCAGGAACAACUGCAUACCAGGAGUACAUCAGGUCACCAAGCCGAUGCGCCAGCAUUAUUCAGGCCAUAGUGUGGAAGCUAUUGGAUCGUCGGGUUUUCGGGAGCUUUGUAUGGGCAGGCAAAGCCGGCGAAUCCCUCUGCGAUCUGCGGUUCUAUCUGAAAUACGCAUCCCGCCAUGACCCAGUCCCCGACCCCGACCUCGAACGCAAAUUCCAAAUCUGGUCCUCCGAGGCAUCGGCCUUGAUCCUUCAAAUGUGCGAUUUUACCGAAGGCUCACAGGAAUACAAGCGCAUGCAAAGCACGCGCAAAGAGAUCCGCGAGGAGUUCUGGUCUAUAGCGGGGCAGUACCUCUCCAUACGAAGUAGCGCCCCAGGCCAAGAUUUCCGACGCAUUCUCGAAAAUGCAAUUGCGCUUGAUCGAGAGAUCCAUCGUCAAGCUGCCCGGGUCACUUGGGAGUUCCCGCCCGUCGACGCUCAUGUUAGGUUUAACCCUGAAUUCAUGGAAGCCGAAAAAGGACAGCAGAGGCCAAGAGUUGACCAGCAGGUGCUUCUUGUUGUGGCGCCGGGGUUGACGAAGAGGGGGAAAUCGGACGGGCAGGACUUUGCGGGAGAAGAGCAAUUGUUGGUGCCUAUGGAAGUCUCUUGUCUGCUUCCGGGUGAUAUUCCCGGUGCGGGCGGGCUGAGUUCCCUUGUUUAUUCGUGGCUUAGAUAG